AGUUUUACCGACUGUGAUCACUUCAUCAACAUUCGUCCUUGUCAUGAAACAAGUUUUUCCCCUGUUUCUUUGUCUCUUCUUUUGCAAAAUCUCCGAUGGACACACCUCGUGUGGUAAAAGAUUUUCUGACACAACGAGCCUAUUUCGUCGCAUUGUGGGAGGUACCCAGAGUGCACAGGGCGCAUGGCCAUGGCAAGUUGCUCUGCUCUUCAAUCAGACACAGUUCUGUGGAGGCUCCCUUAUCUCUCCUCACUGGGUUGUAUCGGCUACCCAUUGUUUCCACGAUUCAUAUACAUCUACAAAGCCAUCAGACUGGAAAGCGGUCCUCGGCGAACAUCAUUUGGUUGACAAAGAAGUAUUUGAGCAGAGCAGAGAAAUCGAAUCAAUUUACCUUCAUCCAAAGUACAAGUCAAUGUUCCUUGAAGGGAUUUACGAUACACCACCUGAUUAUGAUGUGGCCCUACUUCGUCUAUCAGAGCCUGCAAUCUAUGAUCAGUACGUUUCUCCAAUUUGUCUCCUUCGCCCAUCGAUGAAAUUCCCUUGGGGAAAGGAAUGCUAUGUGACUGGUUGGGGCCACACCCAAUGGAACAGCGCCCAACCUGAUAUUCUGCGCGAAGCCAAGGUUCGCCUGGUUCCACCGCAAAUUUGCAAUAGUGUCAAAUCUUACAACGGAACCGUCCAUAACAGGGCUCUAUGCGCUGGAUUCGAGAAAGGAGGCGUCGAUGCUUGUCAAUACGACAGUGGAGGUCCUCUGGCUUGCAAGCACCGCGGGCGCUUUUAUCUCACAGGGAUAGUUUCCUGGGGGCACGAAUGUGCGCGACCGCACAAAUAUGGUGUGUACGCUAAUAUGUUCAAAGUCACCAAGUGGGUGGAGGAAGUGAUGGGUACAUAUGGCUUCGUAGAGAUCUAG
Messenger RNA from Pocillopora verrucosa, 910 nucleotides. Its product is annotated as plasminogen-like. The record is from RefSeq and is a predicted model, not a curated record. NCBI's taxonomy places the organism in Eukaryota, Metazoa, Cnidaria, Anthozoa, Scleractinia, Pocilloporidae. Gene Ontology annotation, biological process: proteolysis. Gene Ontology annotation, molecular function: serine-type endopeptidase activity.